Molecule: messenger RNA, 646 nt
Organism: Photinus pyralis (common eastern firefly)
Lineage: Eukaryota; Metazoa; Arthropoda; Insecta; Coleoptera; Lampyridae
Exons: 5
Coding region: 1-597 (198 amino acids)
Source: RefSeq, a predicted model, not a curated record
AUGAUAGAUUUAGAUAUUGAUGAUACAAGUCCUCCAGCUCCAGAUAACUCCGACAAAGUUACCAAAUUAGUAGAAAGUGAUCAAAAUUUGGAGGGUGUGGAAUCCAAUAGAGGAAUGUUGGUUAAAAUACUUCAUAAACAGAAUAUAAUUAUGGCUUUACUAAAUGCGAUGAAUGAAAGGUUUGCCAACAUGGAAAAAAAAAUGGUACUAUCAGCUGAACCUUCCGUAGAAAUCUCAGAUACUAUUUUUACUAAAUUUGACUUCCCCUUCAAUGUUAUUGAAGCACUAGAAGAUUUUGAAACAUUUAUUAACAAUCCAGCAGAGUUCAACAAAGUGGUUCUGGAAUUUUUAAGACUAGGUGGAAACGUCCCAUACAAUUUUGUGGCAAGGUCCAUGGAAAAGUUGUUUACUAACCAACUUGCGAACAAUUUUAGUUAUUAUGGUCGAAAACAAAAAAGACCUUUUAAUAAAUUAAACUUCAAUAAACUAGUGAUUGAAUCUGGGUUAUCUAUAUUUCCCACAUCCUCAAGAAUGGUUUUUGAGCAAUCAAUAGCGAAAUGGUUGAGACGUGCAAAGGAGAGGAAGGACAAAAAUUAAUAAUCAAUGACUGUAUUAUUAUAAACACAUAAAUAAACUAUCAAUAUUA